AUGGCGAACCAAAAGAGUUUAUUACUAACGUAUAUUAUUUGGCUCAUAUGGGGAUGGCUCGGUCUGCAUCAUUUAUAUCUGGGUCGAGAUAUCCAAGCAUUUAUCUGGUGGUCAACAAUCGGAGGUGUAUUUGGCCUGGGAUGGUUUCGCGACCUUUGGCGUAUUCCAGAAUAUGUUGACGAUGCCAACGAAGAACGGUUUUUCGUUGAAGAACUCAAAAGAAAGAUAAAGCUUAGGGGAGAACCAGCAUUUAGUGUAACCAGAUUUUCAGGACAAAUGCUUGUAGGAUAUUUUUACGGCAUAUUAGUUCGACUAGCGAUACCUGAGGAGGCGAAAUGGCUUCCGGCGUUGUUGGUACCUCUUGGGGUCGCCGUUGGUGUUUAUCUCGUUGGAAACAUUGGUCGAGAGAGGGGAGAUUUUAAAUAUCCUUUGAUGGGAGCUUUUAUUGCUAAUAUAGCUUUGACAUAUCUUACUGGGGACGAGGCUGGUGCAAUGUAUGUGGCUCUAGUUGCUGCCAUAUUUUUCCAAAACCGCCGCCAGUUUAGGAAGGAGAAACCGCAGGGCAAGACCUUAUGCAAGCGGCUACAGUACUUGGCGAUUGGCGGCUUAAUUAUUUGUUCCCUGUGGGGAUCGUUCCUCUAUUUCAAUGCACAAGUCACAACAGAAGAUGGAGAAACUGUAAAGUUACGUGACGCUAUAAAUCACUUCUUCAAUUCACCGGUGUGGCUCGAAUUCAAGGAAGUAUUUUGGGGUCUUUAUGAAGAAGGUCAGAAGAACGGCUGGGACAAUUUCUACGACGAGUUUGUUAAAGCGUUGGAUCCCAGGGGAGAAAAGAACGCUUAUCGUGUCCUAGGGCUAACAGAAGAUGCAACUCAAGAGGAAAUAAAACGAAGAUACAAGAAACUUGCAGUAAAGUGGCAUCCAGACAAAAAUCUAAACAACAAAGAAGAAGCCCAACAAAAAUUCAUGGAAAUUCAAGAAGCUUAUGAAAUUCUUUCGAAACUCAAAACAAAGAGAGCUUCUAAAAACACCAGAACAAGAAGUGAAUUCGAUCAACACGGUCAUGAAGAAUAUUAG
Pocillopora meandrina is the source of this 1077-nucleotide messenger RNA. The record is from the annotation of a GenBank genome assembly. Lineage: Eukaryota; Metazoa; Cnidaria; Anthozoa; Scleractinia; Pocilloporidae.